AUGGACCCGAGCACGGGCAAGCCGGUCAAUCCACAGAACUUGUGCAACAACCCUUUCUACGGGAACAACGGAUACGCCGAGGAUAUGCUAGUUGCCCAAAAUAACAACCUCAGGUCAUCAUUUGGUAAUCACCUAUUCGUCACAAUUGAGAAAGCAGGACAGACAUAUGUCCUGGAUGCCUGCUGCGGCCCUCAAGCUGGCACUGUCAAAUUACAGGACUAUCCAGCCGCGGCGAUCGAUCCGCGCAGCGAUAGCGGAGGCAGCCCCGGAACGCUCCUCGACGUCAUAGAUGGCAUCGGUGUAAACCACCUCAUCGUCUCUCGAGCCCUCGAAAGAGCCAAGCCUCCACCCAGCUCCGUUCUUAUGAUCGAUCAGGUUCCCAAACUGGACCCAACAGGCACAUGGAACGCGCCAUUUUUUGCUUCACCAGCCCAGAAUUAUUCCAUUUCUGCGACCUGGACUUUGAUCCCAACCGGGCAUUCAGACAAAACUAUCAAUAUUGACGUGUUUCGAUAUAUGGAUACAUUCAUACCGCGUCUCGUGACGACCGUGCAAACGGCAUACGCCAUGCGUGUUGCGACUAUUAAGAAUCAGUGGGUCAUUGAGACGUCAAACGAGGGGUUGAGUGAUGGCGUCACGGGAAGCAUUCGAAUUUUCUGCAAUCCGUAUGCGGGAUAUCUGGCUGUUGUCAGGUCGAACGAGCUCAAAGCGGUUGACACAUCGACGCUGAAGGAUAAUCUUAAGAUUCUUUUGGACAAGAGCUUGUCCCCAACGGGGAAGACGUGGAUCCAGAAUAUUGACACUGACAAAAGUCUUCCGAUCAAAGUGAAUCAAUCAUUUACGAUUACUAUAACGGUGAGAUGA
Penicillium angulare is the source of this 864-nucleotide messenger RNA. RefSeq lists its product as uncharacterized. Bases 1 to 864 code for a protein of 287 amino acids. The record is from RefSeq and is a predicted model, not a curated record. The transcript has a single exon. Lineage: Eukaryota; Fungi; Ascomycota; Eurotiomycetes; Eurotiales; Aspergillaceae.